Messenger RNA from Tricharina praecox, 1177 nucleotides. RefSeq lists its product as uncharacterized. The record is from RefSeq and is a predicted model, not a curated record. Lineage: Eukaryota; Fungi; Ascomycota; Pezizomycetes; Pezizales; Pyronemataceae. The transcript has a single exon. Bases 118 to 768 code for a protein of 216 amino acids.
UCUCACUUCGCAAUUGACGACUCCGGAGAGCCGUCGUGCGAUAUCGACUUACCCACCUAACGAAGCUACUGCAAGCACCAAGGUAUCUGGGAAGCAUGCACCUCUCUUCGCACAUACAUGCUCUACAUGUGUAUCUCUGCACUUCUAAGUUCCUCUCGUUCUGGCGCAGAUUUGGAACAAUCACUCGCGCACGGACUCGGUCACCUGGCAAGAAAUCGGGCGGCCAUCGAUUACGCAGGUGUUCCACCGACUUACCGAGUGCUAUUGAAGCUACCACGGCAGCGGAGUAAGAUCGAGUGCCACAGAACGAACGACUUCACCACUUCACCACUUCACUGCAGGACCAACAAACGUCAGCGAACGUCAAGAAGAUCAAGAUCAAUCAAUCACAGAAACCCGCCCAAAUAUCAUCCACUCAUCUCAUUCUCCGACUCCUCUCAGCUUCUCUCUGCUUCUCUGCAUCUCUCCGCCACCCCCUUCUCCCCAUUCCACAUCCACAUCCACAUCCACAACCCAUCUCCAGCCCGAUCUCGCGGCCAUCCAUCCAUCCAUCCAUCAACUAUAAAAACACCAAAACGAAAUCGAAAAAAUCAACACAACACAACACAGCAUAGCACAACAAAGCAAUCGCACACGGAUGCAACAUGCAGCAAAAAUGACAGGAAGAGAGAUGUAGAGAGAGUGAGGGUGAGGGUUCCCAGAGCAGAUAAAGAUGAGUCAAGUAAGGUGAAUGAACGCAGAGCUCCAAACCAAACCACUAUGAAGUAAAAUGCUAUGCUAUGCAACUGCAAUGCAAUGCGCAAAAAAAGAAAGAAAAAAAACGAAGAACAGAAAAAAAACUCUGACGGCGAAAAAGGGAGAGAACAAAAAGCGCUGCUGCUGGAAAACAAAAAACUGCAAGGUUUCCAUUAUAAACACACGGACACGGACAGAGACCGACAGACACACGGACACACGGACACACACCACACACCACACGCGGACAGACACCGCACCGCACCUCUCAAAACCCGGUUUAGAAAGAAAAAACAAAGAGUAAAGACAAAAACGAAUCAACCAAACAACCCCAUCACACCAAACAGAAAAGCCAGCCCAACGUUGUAGAAAGAGAGAAAAAAUAAAAAAAGUCGCUAAAAUUCGCCGAGCACAAAAAUGGACUCAAGGAAAGCACGGAAAC